Messenger RNA from Staurois parvus, 274 nucleotides. The record is from the annotation of a GenBank genome assembly. Lineage: Eukaryota; Metazoa; Chordata; Amphibia; Anura; Ranidae.
AAGCUAUUGCAAGAAUCCGGCAGUGGUCCAUCCAGACAUUCUGUACACAAAGCACAGUCCCUGGCAGCUUCAAUUCUAAACAUCUCACAUUCUGACCUUAAUGAUAUUCUAGAGAUUCCCGAUGAAGAGGAAAUAGCAAAUGCAAAGCGGUCAGUAGAAUAUGAUAAAGAAUGGAUGAACCACAUAAUGAAGCUGCUUGAAGGACAGGUAUUGGUAAUAUUCCACUGAGCAUUUCUCAUUUUAAACCAUUUACAUAAUGAAGAAUUUACAUGAA